Messenger RNA from Symbiodinium sp. CCMP2456, 684 nucleotides. NCBI's taxonomy places the organism in Eukaryota, Dinophyceae, Suessiales, Symbiodiniaceae. The record is from the annotation of a GenBank genome assembly.
AUGUCGUUGAUGGUUGACUACUGUCGGUCCGAGGAUGCCGCCAAGAACCUGGAGUGCUGUGGCUCGGACGUUUGGUGCUCCCGGUCUUGUGAGCAGCCGACAAAGCUGGAGAUGGCCGUGAUUCCCAAGGUGAUGGCCAAGUUCGACCAUGUACUGGAAAAGUACAAGGAUCUCCUCGAUCUGACGUCGGAUAUUCUGGAGUUCAGCAUUGUAUCCGCGCUAGAAGACAAUGCGCAUGCGCAAAACCCAGUCGACCUUGCCGAGCUCCGACGGAAGGUGGAGUCUGUCGAGCCACUCACUGCUGCCGCCUCAGCUUGGUUCAAGCAGGAGGAAGGCUUUGCAUUGCAGCCAGGUCAAGACAUAUUGGACCUGGAAAGUGGCAACUUCCAGGUGGCGACCCCUUUGGGGAAGGGCCGCCUCCUGGCCUUGAGCCACACCAUGACAGUGUAUGACUGCACAGCCUGGCCCACCGACACUGGCACCAACGAACAAAAGUGCAUUUUUGGGAACACUCUGGGCGAUGGCUACCAAUACGUGUACAACGCUGGCAGGUACGACGAGAGCGCGCUCCCAGGGUGUGGGUGUUGGUGCUGCCGCAAGCCCGAGGUGUGGCCAUCAAUGAUGUCUCUUUCGCAGCGCCCACUUCAGGCGGCCUUUCCACAGUCACGACUCCCGUCCCCAUGA